GCAGAAAUGUUGCCCUCUGUGAAAUGAAAUGUAACAAAGCAAAGAGCGGAAGGGUUGUUUGCAUGAAUGCCUUGGAUGUUCUCACCCACUCACAUUCUGAAUUGAAAUAUCACUCUCCAACUUAAACUCUUUAUUAAUAUUCUCCUGGUAGGCCACAGGUGUGUGUGCAUGUUAGAGCUGGGCGAUAUGGGCAAAAAUACCUAUCGUGAUAAAUUGCCUGAAUUGAUGCAAUAACGAUAAAUUGAACGAUAAGUUUGUAACAUUAAUGUGCUCUGCAGAUUUUUUGAAAUGAUCCUUUAAACUACUACUACUACUAGUGUGAUAGUUGAAUGGGUGUAACAAUCACUCAUAUUAGCAAACUUAUUUAAUUUCCUACAUCACAUUUCUCUAGUAUAGGCUACUUAUCGUAAUGAAUGAUAUCAUCAGAAUGCUUGAGAUAAGUGAUCGGUAUGGUCGGUUUAUCUUCCCAGCUCUCGUGUGCGUGUGUGUGCAGGCAGUGCUUGUUUGUGGAUUGUUGGGGUUGUGGGUUGUUGUUGAUGACUGAGGUCAGCUAUGUCUAAGAGGGAAACAAAGCACGUCUGAAAUGCGACCCAGGCUUUGUUCACUAGUGACCAAGCCCAGGAAAUAUUUGGCAUGUGUGGUGUGGGUUACAAACACACUUUUCAUCAAUGAUGAGACCCAAAACCCAAGAGCUUUCUGUCAAAUGACUGCUCUUUUAAAAUGUCAAUCCUACCUCAACAACUGGGAUUUGUAAAAAACAAACAAAAAAAACAAACAUUUUUUUAAUGGAUUUCUGCAUUGAAAAGCAUGUAUCUGUUUGACGCUCACAGAUAUGGUUUCUCCCAGUCAGCACAGGUAGGUACUUGCCAACCCAUCCCCUCACACCCACCCUGCCACUGUUCCACACAGACUAGUCAAAACAAGUUGGGUAGCCAUGUUUUGCUCCCACAACAGAGCUCAAUGGCAGACUCAUAUGAUACAUUUCAACUGACGGGAUUGUCAAUGGGGUACACCUUUAAAAUAGAGCUACGUUCUUCGUACGGCGGAAGCAGUAGGACCUAAACUUUUGGAUAGAUUUUUGUAAACUACGCAGCUGUGCUACCUGGGCAAUUUCUAUUUGUGUUGGGUCGUAGUGUGGAGCCUAUCAGUUUGUGUGUGUACAGAACCAAGUGUGUACAUAGGGAGUGAACUCUUGCUUAAUCUACAGCUUUAUAGAACUGACUGUUCCUAUUGAAAUCAAUAGAGUGUGAAGUUGUUGAACUGGGAGAGGGGUCGUGUCUCUCUCUAUCCAGCUAACAGCCUCACAGUGCAGGCUACUAUCAAGUGGCUCUUGGACUAGGCUUGGGCCGUAUACCGGGGUAUUUGGAAAAAGCCACGGGAAGCUUUUUCAAUAACUUUGAACCGAACCCCAUAGCACAGGAUGAAGAACCGGACAGACGCCCCGCGUGAUAGGGGCUGGUUGGUGGGGAUCACCUUCUUCAUUCUGGGCCUCGGGACACUGCUACCAUGGAAUUUCUUUAUGACCGCCUCCAUGUAUUUCAAUAGACGCCUCAACAAGGAAGAAUGGAGCAACGGCACGGUGGUGGCCCAGAAAGAGUACUACUUCAACAACUGGAUGACUCUGCUGUCCCAGCUUCCCCUGCUGCUCUGCACUCUGCUCAACUCCUUCUUCUAUCAGCGGAUAUCGGAGAUGGUGCGGAUAGCGGGCAGCCUGGUCUUCAUCCUCGUCCUCUUCAUCCUCACUGCCAUCCUGGUCAAGGUCCCUAUGGAGGAGCACCGUUUCUUCUCUGUUACCAUGGCUACCAUCUGGUUCAUCAACUCGUUUGGAGCGGUGUUACAGGGCAGUCUGUUUGGCCUGGUGGGCUUGCUGCCUCAGAGGUACAGCGCUGUGUUUAUGAGUGGCCAGGGGCUGGCCGGCACCUUCGCCGCUCUCGCCAUGCUGGUCUCCAUAGCCAGUGACACAGACUUUGAUACGGCUGCGUUGGGUUACUUCAUCACUCCUUGUGUAGGAACCCUGCUCACUCUCCUCAGCUACCUCCUCCUGCCUCGCCUGGAGUUUGCCCGGUUCUACUUGGACAAGAGCAGGAGCUAUGAGGUGGAGACCACAGACGAGCUGCUGAAAGAGAGUGGCACGGAGCAGAACGGCAAGCUGAAUGGCAAGGCCAACGGCACAUUGGCCAAUGGUGAUGCCAGCGGCGAGGAGGUGGAGGUAGAGGGGGGCAGUCCUAAGCAUAACUUCCUACCCCUGGAGCAGGCUGAGGACAGGGACCGGAAGUCCACCGUCAUGGAGGUGUUUAAAAAGAUAUGGGUGAUGGCGUUCUGUGUGGUUUUUGUCUUCACCGUCACCCUCGCUGUGUUUCCUGCCAUCACUGUGGACGUCAAAACCAUAUACCCUGGGAAAUGGGAGUCCUAUUUUAUCUCAGUGUGUUGCUUCCUCAUCUUCAACGUGGGUGACUGGAUCGGUAGAACCGUCACCAGCCUGUUCCAAUGGCCUCCCAAGGAGAGUCGUCUGUUCCCGGUGCUGGUGGUCUCCAGGGUGGUGUUUGUUCCCCUGCUGAUGUUCUGUAACGUUCAGAGCCGCUCCUACCUCCCCGUCCUCUUCUCCCACGACGCUGCUUUCGCCUUCAUCAUGAUGCUCUUCUCCCUCUCCAGCGGCUACUGCGUCUGCCUGUCAAUGUCCUACGCCCCACAGUGAGUAGAAGUAACACACACACACAC
This is a messenger RNA of Salvelinus namaycush (lake trout), 2718 nucleotides long. Its product is annotated as equilibrative nucleoside transporter 2-like. Gene Ontology annotation, biological process: adenine transport; uridine transmembrane transport; nucleoside transmembrane transport. The record is from RefSeq and is a predicted model, not a curated record. The transcript is spliced from 12 exons. The coding region runs from base 1421 to 2695 and encodes 424 amino acids. Gene Ontology annotation, molecular function: nucleoside transmembrane transporter activity. Gene Ontology annotation, cellular component: basolateral plasma membrane; plasma membrane. NCBI's taxonomy places the organism in Eukaryota, Metazoa, Chordata, Actinopteri, Salmoniformes, Salmonidae.